CCGAGGAGCGGCCGCGCUACAUAAACACGGCGCCGCCGGGGCUCGGCGCUCGCAGCCCCGAGGAGGCGCCCGGGCGGCAGCGGCCACUGACGGGGCGGGGGGGCUCCGGCGGGCGAGGGCUGGAGGAGGAGGAGGAAGAGGUGGAGGAGGAGGAAGGCAGCGGGGUCGCUCCGGUAUGGCCCUGGCGGAUAGCGCCCGCGGGAUGCCGAACGGCGGCGGCGUGCCGGGGGCGGCGGGGAGCGCGGCGGGCGGCUGGUCGUCCUUCCCGGAGAUCGUGGAGCUGAACGUGGGCGGGCAGGUGUACGUGACGCGGCGCUGCACCGUGGUCUCGGUGCGGGACUCGCUGCUCUGGCGCAUGUUCUCGCAGCAGCAGCCCAGCGAGCUGCCCCGGGACAGCAAGGGGCGCUUCUUCCUCGACCGCGACGGCUUCCUUUUCCGAUACAUCCUGGACUACCUGCGGGACCUGCAGCUGGUGCUGCCCGAGCACUUCCCCGAGCGCAGCCGCCUCCAGCGGGAAGCCGAGUACUUCCAGCUGCCCGACCUGGCCCGGCGCUUGGCUCAGGCUCGGGCCGCCCGCCCCGCCGCCCUGCCCCGCGACGGCUCCGUCUGCGCCGAGGACCCGCCGCUCCUCGGCUACCUGGAGGCCGAGCCGGCGGAAGGCGGAGGGGCGGCCGCCUGCGCCCCGUCGCCCACGGGUAGCCGCAGCCCCUCGGGGGCUCCGCUGCUGACGCCCUCGCAGUCGCUGGACGGGGCGGGCGGGCGGCGCUCGGGCUACAUCACCAUCGGCUACCGGGGCUCCUACACCAUCGGCAGGGAGGCACAGGCCGACGCCAAGUUCCGCCGCGUGGCUCGCAUCACCGUCUGCGGCAAGACGGCGCUGGCCAAGGAGGUCUUCGGGGAGACGCUGAACGAGAGCCGCGACCCCGACCGCCCCCCGGAGCGCUACACGGCCCGCUACUACCUCAAGUUCAACUUCCUGGAGCAAGCCUUCGACCGGCUCUCCGAGGCGGGGUUCCGCAUGGCGGCCUGCUCGUCCACCGGCACCUGCGCCUUCGCCCCCGAGCAGGGCGGUCCCGCCGAUGACAAGAUCUGGACCAGCUACACCGAGUAUGUCUUCUGCCGGGACUGAGCAUCCUCCCGGCACGGGGGAGCGCGGUGGCCCCUGCGCGCCCUCACGGUCGCCUCCUCGCCCGGAGGACGAAGGGCGUGGAGGGUCCCCCCGAAGCUCUCCUCACCCCGCUGCCUGUCUCCACGCCCCAGCGCAGCCCCCACACCUCCUGCAUGGACCUCCUGGCGGCCGUGGGAGCAGGAGGUCACCGUGCCGUGCCUCGGCUGCCGUGUCCCCGCUUGGCCGCCGCGUCCCUGCUCAGCCACUCUGUCCUAGCUCACACGGUCCUCCCCGCCCAUGCCCCCCAGUAGCUGUGUUGGUAGCGAGGAAGGAGAAGGGUCGUGGGAGUAGGCAAAUACCUGCCCAUGAAAGGCGUGAGUGUAUGCCCAGCCUCUGCUGUUCUCCAUGCACAGGAGCAGAGGGAUAGUUAGUCUCUGUCAGGGUGGAGUGUUUUAAAAACCACUCGUUUAGGGGCAGAGGAACAUUACAGUUGCUUUUCGGCGACUUGUGAUGAAGGUGGCAUGACAAAGGGAUGGCUUUUCUCAUCCCCUUGCCCUUAGAUGAGAUUUUACCUUGUGGGACGGAUCGUUAAUGGUCUGUUUUAGCCUGUCUGUGAGGGACCAUCCCGUGGAAGUGAUGCCUGCCUCUGAAGGGUCGGCACUUCAGCUUGUUCUUCAUCUGUAGAGAUGAGUAAUUUUGCAGGAGGCACGUGUGCAGCUCUUGAUGAUGGGUUGCAUCCAUCUUCCUUUUCUGCUCACUGUCCCUCUCUUCUCUGCUCCCUGUCUCUUUCCCCUCUCCAAGCUGUUAAAAUGGACCAGGACCUGCACAGCAGGCUUGUAAGUCUGAUGUGAAAGGACAGGUUUACUGGAUAACUAACCACUUGAACUAUAAAGUGUCCUCAGAGACACACGCUUAUCCUCUUGAGAGGUAAAGCGAAAAUGCUUUGAAAAAUUAAAGUGCUUGUGAACUGUAGCUUUCAUGGGUAGUGUGAAGUCCUUAUAUUUCUCUUUUAAGUUCCUGUCUGCAAUAUGCAGAGAAAUUUCAGUGCAUUUUUCCUUAGACCCUCAAAAAGAUGGGGGGGAGUUGAAGCCGGACUUGCCAGAGCGAAGGUAGUGCUGGCUUCCUGGAAAGGUGAAAUCAUGUACGUUGAAUUAAUGCAGAUGUACAUUAUAAGUGUGAUCGAGAGCACCCUGCUUAUUUAAGUUUUGUCAUGUUUGUGCUAUAAAAAUUUGGAGCCAACAGAACUGAUGGUGAAACUACUUUUUAAAGGACCAGUUGCUGAGUUUUCAUGAUGGUACUAUCAGGACAAUGACAGUGCUGAGGAAUUUAAGUACCUUUUUAGAAAGGAUUAAGGGCAUCCUCAUGAAAAAGAAUGAAGCCAACUUUCUUCAGGGGAAAUUGCCCUUUCUGAAAAUGAAGCCGUGUUUGCUUUGUGCCAUCUAACAGUAUUUCUUUCCCAGGGGAGGCAGCCAUACCUUGCACUGGAACAGAAAAUCUGAGCAGCAGGUUUUAGAGUAGGGAAGAGUAAGCAGCUCUUUCUAAUAAAUUCCUGAAGACUGGGGUAUGAAAUCACUUUGCUUUAAAACCUAAACUUGAUUUUAAAAUCUGUGUUGACCGUUCGGACCCUGAUGGAAAAAUAUCCGAAAGAUAUUCAAACUGUUGAAGAAUUUAGCGGCGCUUAUUAAAGGCUUGAAGUUACGUUUUUAAAAUUCUGGAAUAAUAAAUUGUUCUAACCCCAAAUUUGGAGAUACUGCUAGCACUUGUAUUCUAACCAAAGAAUUUUACCAUAGAGUUUUAUUUUUAAAACUUUAAUUGCUUUGAAAUGAGCUAUAGCUACACACAUAAUGAGUUGAGUUUCAGUGCUCAGCCUCUGUAUUCACCACUUGGUCUUUCAUUAGGUGCAUGCACAACCAGAUAAACCUGAAAAUGAUUUGCAUAAUCAUAACUUUUUUUUUAUAUUAGCAAAAUUGUUUAUCAAUGUGAUUAAAUUGAAGGUGUGCAUAUGACAACGCUGGGUACUAUCCAGUUGUAGAUAGUUGUAUAAUGGAAUAUUUUUGAAAGGAGAGAAAUGAAUUCCUGCCAAAUUAUUGUAGGUGAGCAAUAAGACAGAGUGAGAGGCCAGUACCGCUGAAGAUGGAACAAAAUCUGUUUGUCCUAUGCCUUACUCUGAGAUGAUUUCUUUGUGCUUAACUUAUUUAUACCACAAGUGAAAGGACAUUGAUCACAGCUACUAAGUCUUUACAAUGUCGUUCUCAAGAAUAAUGACCGUCUUUUUCUAGUUUCUGUUAAGUAAUCCCGAGGUAUGUUUUUUAAGAUUUUGUAUAAAAUCAGUUUUCAGUAAAGUGUUCAAAUUUGCUCUAGAUAGCUUUCUUUUUUUAAGAUUUUGGUAGCUUACUAUAUCCAUCAUAGGAGCUAUGGGUAGGAGCAGUUUUAAAUUGAACUUGUGAUUUAGUGUACAUAGAUAUACAGCAUAAAAACAUUUUACAUGGAUCAUUUAGUUUUUUAAUCAUUUCAGCGCUACAGAAUUUCAUAAUAUAUCUAGCUGAGUAUUUGCAUAUUACACUGUGUACAUAGUAUGGUAAUGUUUUACUGGUUUCCUAUACCUGUUUCUAUGGAAAAACUGAAUACAAACAUCAGCUUGUAGAACUGAAAUUGAUUACAUAUUUGCUUGAAUGUGCAUCAUAACUAAACUUCCAGGUGGCUGAAUGCAUCUCUAAAACAAAGAUUGCCUGUAUUUUAAUCAAUGAUUUGGCUGUCGAUUUGCUGGCAGAUGACCCAGAAAUUUGCAUAUUUUAACUUGAAAUGGGUGUAAUAAAAACAUAAACUGAUGAUUUUUUAAUCUUUGUGUUUGUGCUGAAAACUCUUAAGUGUUGUUAGUAUUAGGAAAUGGGGCCCUUCAUUUACUAAUUGAUUACAUUUAGGAUUAAAAUGACAGUGCCAUAAAUGUAACAGUCAUUUGAUGGUUUUACACAGAAGAUGAAAUUCUACUUAAAAGUUAUUUAGUAAUUUCUGUAAAAUUUUUAAAAGAUAAAGUACCCGAGGCAAAGUCCCUGAGUUUUACUGCUCUCUUCUAUCGAUAAACACAAUGACUCUGCUAACUUGCUGACAUGCAGAAAGUAAACAGUCUAAAGGCACAAUCCUGGAUCCCUGUGUACAUUUUGUAGCUGUUGUUGUUUGCAGUUCGUGUACUUAUGGAUAAAUUUUGUAGUAUUUACAAGUGCUAUUAAAAAAUAAAGGCAGUCUUUCUUUUAAUUAGAAGUUAAGGCACUGGUCUUUUCAGUGAUGCAUAUCAUGAGGGGUGACUGCAGAUGUUUGAUAGGAUGUUUAUAUUUUUAUACAUGUAGAUAACGAGCCACUGAUUCAUUCUUAUCUUCACAUGUAUAGGGUUGAAAAUAAAGAUCCUCCUAGGAAAACGUUGCAUACCAAAUUAAAUUCUUGUUCUUUAAAUAUUUA
Messenger RNA from Cuculus canorus (common cuckoo), 4561 nucleotides. It is a transcript of the gene KCTD12, whose product is annotated as potassium channel tetramerization domain containing 12. Gene Ontology annotation, molecular function: protein binding. Bases 176 to 1129 code for a protein of 317 amino acids. Gene Ontology annotation, cellular component: postsynaptic membrane; presynaptic membrane. NCBI's taxonomy places the organism in Eukaryota, Metazoa, Chordata, Aves, Cuculiformes, Cuculidae. The record is from RefSeq and is a predicted model, not a curated record. The transcript has a single exon. Gene Ontology annotation, biological process: regulation of G protein-coupled receptor signaling pathway; protein homooligomerization.